UACAUAUAUGGUGGUGCUUGUAGAGGGAUGUUCGAUAAAUAUAUAUAUUAGCACUGUAUCUUUGGUGAGUUUUGUGUGUUUUCUACAUUUUAACAUUUAUAUGUGUGUAUAUACAUAUUUAUAUCGUUUUUAUAUCAGUGUAUACUUUUAUUUCACUGCACUUGACCUACAUGUAUAUUUUUUGUAUGCUGUUAUUUAUAUACAUAUGUAUAUAUAUAUAUAUAUAUAGCCAUAUAUAUAUAGCCAUAUAUAUCCAUAUAUAAGUGACAUAUAUACGUAUAUAUGUCGACUACAUAUAUACGUGUAUGACUCUGCUUCUAAACGCCUCUCUCACAUUUCGCCUCUUAUACUUAGAGAUAGGAGCUCGAAGUGUGGGUGAUGAAAAAAUAAAGUCAUUAUUGUUAAAGCACUUGAACCUAAACCUCGUGUUUUACUUCUUUCAGUGGCGCAGUCGGUAACCGAUCCUUCGGUGUUGCUAGGUACGCGUGGCGUGCGAAAAUAUUAAAAGAAAAGCGUACUAAUGAAAUCACAAGUCACUCGUCAGUUUUAAAUUAAAAGUUAAAUAAAUAAUAAAGCAUUAUCAGUUGUAAACUUCUCGGGCAACAUUUACAAACGUGAGAAACAAAAACUAUUUAAUUUUGUUUGCAUUGUGUGGUUACAUAUAACAAACAUAUAUUCGAUGCGAUGAGAGAUUUAAAUACUCCACACUUUCCGUUAUAAAAAGAGAAAUAGAUGGACUUAAAUAAAGAGUUAGAAAAUUUAAAUGAGUACUUAAGAAUAUUAGACAUUAACGCUGAAACAAAAACAACAAACAUGGCCGAAGCACAACAAAUAAGAGAACUCGUAAUGCAAAAUAUUAAAUUAAUUCAGCCUUUUGAUGGUGAUGCUAAUUACUUAGCACUGUAUGUCGAUAGCAUUGAUUCCAUAAUGCCUGUGGUUGCACCAACGCAACCUGCUGAGCGAGCAUUUUAUUUCAACUGCAUAUUACGAACUUUACGAGGGGCAGCUUUGGACGUCAUAAGGAGGGAGCAGCCGCCAGAUUGGUCCACGCUAAGAGAACUUUUAGUUGAUGAGUUUGGAGAACACACUCCAAUUUCGACUCUUAUUUUACAAGGAGUCCCAUCUAGCAAUACUAAUUUAGGCCAAAAUCAAUCCAGACAGGUGAAUGUUAGCCAACCCAGUCAACAAAGUCAUUGUACCCACUCAUUCAAUGGUCCGAUUACAUAUACCCCAGGCAAUGCCCUGCAAACAAGUUCAUUACAAACACUAUCUCAUCCCGUUGGCUCAAAUCAAUCAAGAUUGCGAAGAUAUGGUCAACCUGAGCCAAUGGAUCAGGAUGCUUCAAAUUUUCAAUUAGAAGCCUCGGAAGACUACCCUCGAUUAAAUUGACACUAAAUAAUAAAGAAAUCAAAUUUUUAAUAGAUACGGGUUCAUCGGUAAGUUUAAUUAAACCAUAUGUAUUAAGUAA
Messenger RNA from Bactrocera oleae (olive fruit fly), 1468 nucleotides. NCBI's taxonomy places the organism in Eukaryota, Metazoa, Arthropoda, Insecta, Diptera, Tephritidae. The record is from RefSeq and is a predicted model, not a curated record.